AUAUUUGAAAAGCCAUUAAUUCACAUUUAAAUACUUAUUAUUUAUUACUAAUUAUUUAUGCAUAGAUAAAUACAUACACAUUACACGCACUUUCUCUGUCUCUCUCUCUCUCUAAAUUUAUCAUCAUAACACACAGUGCAUGCUCCUGUGUUUCUUCUCCUCCUCCUCUGUUUCUCUCUGUGUGCAUAGUUCCCGCCAUUGUUCACUACCAUUAAAACCCUAAUUUCGGUAAAGGGAUAGUAGUUGAUUUAAAUUAUCGGGUAAAGUUGUUUUUUUUUUUUCGAAGUUGAGAAUUUAUGUCCAACAAUCGAUCAAGGGGAGAUAGGACCGAGUCUGGACAGUACAGGAAAACCGUCCGAUCCAGUAGUUUCCAUCAGCAGCGCCAGUUUCCCGGUGCCGUUAAGGGUGGUGGUGGAGGCGGAGGCUCCUCCUCCACUACUCCCGCUAAUCACUCUGUCCCCGGCCGCAGUUUAAGGAAGUCAAAUGGCAAUGUACAAGGGGGGCAAUAUAGGGUACGUAAUCCGAAUGUGAUCCAGGAUUCAAGCCAUUCAUUCCAAGCUCCUGUUGUACAGAAUGGUGCUCAUGGACAUCAGCCACCACCUGCCGUUAUUUUAGGAGUGUCUGAUGCAUUAGUUACAAGUAAGAGUGCAAGUGUAACACCAAUUGACACUCCAGCUCAGAGAAUCAUCCAAGCUGUUCCAAGAUCUCCAUCUUCUAAAGUUUCUAUUGCAGCUCCAUCUACCAGUGCUUCUACUGCUGGCUCUGAUACCAGCAGCUCUGCAACACCUGCAAAGGCUCCAGUACAUCCUUCCAGCGCAUUUUCUCUACAGUUUGGGUCUAUAAGUCCUGGAUUAAUGAACGGAAUGCAGAUUCCUGCUCGAACAAGCUCUGCCCCUCCAAAAUUGGAUGAGCAAAAAAAAGAUCAGGCCUGUUAUGACUCUUCAAAAGCUGCACCUGCAGUGCCAACGCCAUCCAUUCCCAAACAGCUACUGCCGAUAAAAGAAACAAGGGUCGUUGGUCAACCCAACACUGGUGAAGCUCAGCCAGUAUCCAAGUCCAAAAGGGAUGUGCAAGUUUCAGCUGUUUCAGCUGCACCUCCCGCAACUCAAGCUCCAAAAUCGUCUGUACACCCUGCGUCUGGGAUGUCCAUGCAAAUGCAAUUUCACCAGUCACAGGUUCCAGUUCAUUUUGGUGUCACUAAUCCCCAAAUUCAGUCGCAGACCGCGCCAACCUCAUCUUUGCCAAUCCCAAUACAAAUGGGGAUGUCUAUUCCUUUAACAAUGGGAAAUCCAACAAUGUUUGUUACUGGUCUUCAAUCAGCACAUGUGAUGCAGUCUCAAGGAUUGAUGCAUCAGGGUCAAAACUUGAACUACUCAUCGCAAAUGGGUCCUCAGAUUCCGCCUCAGUUGGGUAGCAUGGGAAUUAAUAUGACCCCACAAUUUCCCCAUCAACAAGCUGCAAAGUUCACAGCUUCUCGUAAAUCAGUAAAAAUUACUCAUCCUGACACUCAUGAAGAGUUGAGAUUUGAUGGCUCAAUAGGUCCGAGGUCACAAUCUAAUGGGCCACCUCCUUCACAGCCUAUUCCUUCAUUUCCUCCUAAUCAUCCGAUGAGCUAUUAUUCUAAUUCUUAUAAUUCUAGCUCCCUCUUUUUUCCAUCUUCAAGUUCUGUUCCACUGAACAGUGCCCAGAUUCUUCCCAGUUCUCAGCCACCGAGGUUUGUUAAUCAGGUGACCGUGAAACCAGCUGGUGGCUCUCACGUGGAUAAAGGCACAUUGCCUUCUAGUGCAAAGGGAGAAUCUAUGAAACCUGCAAGGCCACACGAAGAGGAUACACUUCGUCCUCAAAAGAAUGUUGAACCUUCAUCUUCAAGCUAUUUGCAGAUGUCAAAGCCCAGUGUUGAACCAUCAUAUGCAUUAGUGUCCACGACAAGUAAACAAUCUGCUACUGUGUCAGGUUCUGUUACUGUGGAGACUGAAAGGCCCAAAACUUUGUCUUCUGCUUCUGAGGCUCUUGUCGAUGAUAUUGCAUCUUCACAAUCUAGUGGUGCUGGAAAAGCUAGAAAUAGAACAGUUGAUGGACCUGACUCCAUUGCCGAUGAACAGAAAAAACCGAGCAACAGAGUACAGUGGGAUCAGGUUUGUGCGCAAUCUCCAUCUGCUUCAGGUUUGACUUCUCAGUUCCCAGAGUUCCCAGUACCUGAAACUUUGGAAGCUAAAACAAGUAUUUUGUCACGAACUAGUGUGACGCUGGAAACUGCAAAAGAGUCAUCAUUAGUAACUACAGCUACUGCUUCGGAGGCUUAUGAUUCAAAAAGUGAUCGAGUUGCUCAAGGCAAGACAAGUCAGUCAUCAAAUAUUUUAGACACAAAUAAUGUGAAAAACAUGCUAUCACAGACUGAAACAUUGGGGAAAAAGGACAAAGGAGAAGUAAUCUUGUCUGAGAGUUCCGAACCACAUAACAGUAGCCCAGGGACAUCUUCAAAAUCUUUUUCUCCAGUAUCUUCUGAAAUCAUGUGUAAUCAUGAAGAGAGCUCUUCUCAAGAGAUAGUGGCCUCCAGCAGGGACGGUAGUUUAUUGGGAAAUGUACAGAAAAAGUUGGACAAAUAUAUUAGUUGCUCUGAAUAUGUUAAUGUUGUGGAUGAUUUAAUUGCAUCUACUUCCAAGCUGGAUGGUGGAAGUGCAAUUGAUGCAACGGCUGGGGAUGAUAAGACCUCAACUUCGGACGCUACUUUAAGUGUGCCUGAUAGCGUAAAUAGUAAAGAAGUUUCUGUUGUGAACUCAGCUACUGUAGACCAAGAUUCUCACCGUGUUUCAAUUCCAUUUCAUUCGGACAGUGUUUCAGAAAGUGAAAAUGAAGGUAUUGAGAAGGCUUCUCCACCACCUUCUGGCAUCAACGAAAAAGUUAUUUUAGAGCCAGAUGUGUCUAAAAGUAUGACGCCUAGGGGGAAGAAGAAAAAGGAAUUAUAUAGAAAAGCAGAAGCUGCCAUUACAAGUACUGAUCUUUAUAUGGCAUAUAAGGUUCCAGAAGAAAAGAAAGAAACUGAUGCCCCAGCACAAAGCACAGAGAACACACUGAGCAAUGCCACUGAUGUGACUCAGGAUAUUGCUAUAUCAAGUGUUAAAACUGGUCAGAGUAAAGUGGAGCCAGAAGAUUGGGAAGAUGCUGUUGACAUCUCUACUCCAAAGUUAACCUUGAAAAAUGAGCAGCAGGUUAAUGAUUGCGAUGUCGAUGGAUUAAUGACUAAAAAGUAUUCCCGAGAUUUCCUCCUCAUAUUUGCUGAGCAAUGUAUUGAUCUUCCCGAGGGUUUUGAGAUCCCUUCAAAUAUGGCUGGUGCCUUGAUGGUCUCUAGUAAUAAUAUUUCACAUGAGUCAUACCCAAGUCGUGGAAAAAAAUUUGACAGGCCCAUUGGGGGGUCCAGACCAGAUCAUCAUGGAAGUGUCAUGGGUGAUAAGGACAAAUGGAGCAAACAACCUGGGACUCUAAUGUCAGGGAAGGUAGAUAUGCGGAUGGAUAUUAGUUAUGGGGGUAACAUGGGAUUUCGUCCUGGCCAAGGAGGUAAUUAUGGUGUUCUAGUGAACCCUCGUGUACAGACAGCUAUUCAGCAUGCUGGGGGAAUCCUUACUGGACCAAUGCCGUCUUUGGGACCACAAGGAGUUAUGCAAAGGAAUAACUCUGAUUCUGACAGAUGGCAGCGUGGAACUGCCUUUCAGAAGGGUUUAAUGCCUUCUCCUCAGACACCGUUACAGGCGAUGCACAAAGCUGAGAAGAAAUAUGAAAUAGGUAAAGUUUCAGAUGAGGAGGAAAACAAGCAGAGGCAGUUGAAAGCCAUCUUAAACAAGCUUACUCCUCAAAACUUUGAAAAAUUGUUUGAGCAAGUGAAGCAAGUCAACAUUGAUAAUGUUGUAACUCUCUCUGGGGUGAUCUCUCAAAUAUUUGAUAAAGCUUUGAUGGAACCCACAUUCUGUGAGAUGUAUGCUAACUUCUGCUUUCAUCUAGCUGCGGAGUUGCCUGAUUUGAGUGUAGAAAAUGAAAGAAUUAAUUUUAAGAGAUUACUUCUGAACAAAUGCCAGGAGGAAUUUGAGAGAGGGGAAAGGGAAGAAGAAGAGGCAAAUAAAGCUGAUGAGGAAGGUGAAGCUAAACAAUCAGAACAUGAAAGAGAGGAGAAGAGGCUCCGAGCACGGAGACGUAUGUUAGGUAAUAUAAGACUAAUUGGGGAACUGUAUAAGAAGAGAAUGCUGACAGAGAGAAUAAUGCAUGAGUGCAUAACGAAGUUGUUGGGCCAGGAUCAGAAUCCUGAUGAGGAAAAUAUUGAAGCAUUGUGCAAAUUAAUGAGCACGAUUGGUGAGAUGAUAGAUCAUCCCAAAGCCAAGGAGCACAUGGAUGCCUAUUUUGAAAUUAUGGCGCAGUUGUCAAACAACAUAAAACUAUCUCCUAGGGUGAGGUUCAUGCUUAAAGACUCAAUUGAUCUGAGAAAGAAUAAGUGGCAACAGAGGAGGAUAGUAGAAGGGCCAAAGAAGAUCGAUGAAGUGCACAGAGAUGCUGCUCAAGAACGUCAAGCACAAGCUAGUAGGCUGGCUCGUGUUCCCAGCAUUGGGACUUCUGGUAGAAGAGGUCCACCUCUGGAUUUUGCUCCUAGAGCUCCCAAUAUGUUAUCUUCUCCUAGUUCCCAGAUGGGUGUCCGUGCUGUACCCCUACAGCUUCAUGGCUAUGGUUCUCAGGAUGUUCGGUCAGAGGAGAGACAUCACUUUGAGAACAGAACAAUGUCUGUUUCUCUGCCUCAAAGGCCCCUUAGCAAUGAUUCCAUAACCCUUGGGCCCCAAGGUGGUCUUGCAAGGGGAAUGGCUUUCAGAGGGCAGCCAUCUGCACCUGGCCUUCCGUUGUUCGAGAUGUCAAGUCCUGGCGAUGCACGUAGGAGAGAAACUGGGCUAAAUGGAUUUAGUUCCAUGCCAGAAUGGACAGCUUAUGGUCAAAGAGACGAUCUCAUGCCAAGAUAUAUGCCAGAAGGGUUUUCUAGGCUAUCUGUUUAUAACGAAUCAAAUCCACAUGAGCAAAGUAUUAACCAUGGGAAUAGAGAUAUUAGACAUGCUGAUCACUUCUUCAAUAGAUCUCUACCUGCUUCUCCCUCUACACAAGAUCGGCCCCCAANUAUAUUGUUAUACAUAUCAGUAGGUAGGAAAUGGAGUCACUUGGUGACCAUUGAUGAUACACCCAGCAAUGCUACUGGAUUUGAGAGCACGAUCACAAUAGGAUUACUGUUUUGUACCAGUAAGCUAGCUCUUCGUCUGGUGUUCAUGGUCAUAGAAGGGGGCCAGUGUGGAAGAUGGCUAUUCCUCAGGCAAGGAGCGCUUCCUCUAGAGAAUAUGGAAGAUGUUCGAAUUUCCUGCACUGGUUCUGAUGAUGGAAAUCCUUGGUUUUAUGAUUUUAAUGGGGGCAAAUUAACUAGAUCAUAUGUGCGUGUGUAUUUAGCUGUCAUUUUAUGUGAAUGGAUUACUUUUGUGGCAACCUUUUUUGAGGAUCAGUACGUAGGGGCUGGUUAUUGCUCUCAGGACUUUGAACUUGGUGAAGUUAGCAUUAUCAGUUAUUAUACCAGACUUGUUGACUGUUUUAAAUUGACAAUUUGUCUUUUCAGCGCAAGAGAUGAGAAAGAAGUUGCUUUGUGCAUCAAGGAAUUGAAUGCUCCCAGCUUCUAUCCAUCAAUGAUUUCUAACUGGGUUGCUGAUUCCUUUGAGAGGAAGGACACGGAGAGAGAUCUGUUGACAAAGCUCCUGAUUGGUCUUAUGAAAACUCGAGAUGGCAUGAUAAGUAAAGAUCAGCUCAUCAAAGGGUUUGAAGAUGUUCUCACUACAUUGGAGGAUGCGGUAAACGACGCCCCUAGAGCAGCAGAGUUUCUUGGCCGCAUAUUUGCCAAAGUCAUAAUGGAGAACGUCAUUUCAUUAUCUGAAGUUGGGUGGUUGAUCUCUGAAGGCGGGGAAGAGCAAGGACAUCUGGUUGAAAUAGGCCUUGCAGCCGAAGUCCUUGGGACUAUCUUGGAGACAAUUAAAUCAGAAAAGGGUGAUUCUGUAUUGACUCAGAUCCGUUCAAGCUCAAAUCUGCGGCUAGAAAACUUCAGGCCGCCUCCAGGUUCUAAAAAAUCUUGGAGACUAGAUAAGUUUACUUAGCAUAGUGAUGCUAAUUGUAUCUGGUAGAAGAAAUUCUUGACUAGUUUUUUAGGUCACCGUUUAUAUUUUGCAGAUAUAUGUUUCGUUCUGGGUAGAUGGGAAUUCAUAUAGGGGGAUUAUUUUGAUGCUUCCAUAAUAGUAUUACUAUUCAGAAAAUUAAUUGCAACUGCUAAAGGUUCAAUUGAGCAUCAUCUCAUCUCUUUACUUUUCUCAAGUUGUUGACAUCGUUUAUGUAUCGGUGGGGGAGUCGGACUCUGCAGUUCGAUAAUUAAGUGUAAUUUUCGUAGUUGAGAUCUGAGGUCAAAGGGUUGGAUGUGAAAGAACUCUCUAAUUGCUCGCUAUGGUCCUCAAGGCCUCAGAAAUGCCACUCUGUUUGGCUGCAGAAAAUGUUCUCAAAGUAUGAACUUCUUGCCGAAUUUUUGUGCGGAUUUUUAGAAAUCACGAACUCUAUGAUAUUAGAUUUCUACUCUUCCCCGAGCCAGUUUACAUACAUAUUGUGACACUUGGAAUGCUUCUACAUCCCUGCGUUCUAUCUCUGUGUGCGCACGGACAAGUUCUGGCUGGCUUAUUCUCUUCAUAUUUUCUGAAUUCUUCUCCCGGGUGAGACGCGUACUGGCAGGUAAAGACUGAUCUAGGGAAUAUUGUGCCUGAAAUAUGUUUUCCUCAAUUAUUGGUUUGUCUAUUAUAAAUUAUAUGUAUCAAUUAUUCGCAUGGUUUAGGAAUGGUUUGUAAGAAUACAUUUAUGAAAUUAAAUAUUAAGUUCUGCAAAUACUAAA
Messenger RNA from Olea europaea var. sylvestris, 6934 nucleotides. RefSeq names its product eukaryotic translation initiation factor 4G-like. Lineage: Eukaryota; Viridiplantae; Streptophyta; Magnoliopsida; Lamiales; Oleaceae. The transcript is spliced from 17 exons. Bases 297 to 6158 code for a protein of 1953 amino acids. Gene Ontology annotation, cellular component: eukaryotic translation initiation factor 4F complex. The record is from RefSeq and is a predicted model, not a curated record. Gene Ontology annotation, molecular function: translation initiation factor activity; protein binding; mRNA binding.